Molecule: messenger RNA, 679 nt
Organism: Rubroshorea leprosula
Lineage: Eukaryota; Viridiplantae; Streptophyta; Magnoliopsida; Malvales; Dipterocarpaceae
Source: the annotation of a GenBank genome assembly
ACUGCAAUAGACUUGAAUCGAGAGACAUAUGAGAUAGGUUUGCCCAUCAUUCAGAAAGCUGGUGUUGAACACAAAAUCAACUUCAUUCAAUCUCCUGCUCUCCCAAUUCUCAAUGGGCUUUUACAAGAUGAAGAGAAUGAAGGGAGUUUCGACUUUGCCUUUGUGGAUGCAGACAAGAACAAUUACUGGAACUACCAUGAGAAACUGAUGAAAUUAGUGAGGCCUGGCGGACUGCUCAUCUAUGACAACACUCUCUGGGGAGGCACUGUUUGCUGGCCAGAGGAGGCUGUUCAUGAAAGCAAAAGAGAACUCAGGAAGCAUGUGAUGGAGUUUAACAGAUUGAUUUCUGCUGAUCAUCGCAUUGAGCUUGUUCUUGCUUCCAUUGGAGACGGGAUGAACAUCUGCAGGCGCAUUUUCUGAUACUCUUCUCGAUUGCUCCCUACAUGUUAAGAGUUUGAUAUCUCUACUCUACAUCAUUAAGUGUGGGAUUGUUGAAACACUAUUAGAUUCAAGUUGUCGUUAGUUGAGUACUUCUGUUUCAUCAACAUUUUGUCUCGUAAUCCAUGUAUCAUGUCUUUGUCUUUCACUUGUUUUGCUUUAUAUGAUCUAAUAAUUAUGGAAAAUGUGUAAAAGCAUUUUUUUAUAGAACUUUUUUUUGGAACGGAUAUAAGAUGACAUC